Molecule: messenger RNA, 402 nt
Organism: Morchella importuna
Lineage: Eukaryota; Fungi; Ascomycota; Pezizomycetes; Pezizales; Morchellaceae
Exons: 2
Coding region: 1-402 (133 amino acids)
Source: RefSeq, a predicted model, not a curated record
AUGGACAGCCUCAAUGUUUUUAAUACCAAGUUCAACUUGUUCCUCAAGUACGAGAUGCCCAUCAAUAGACUAGGUGAAUACGAAGCCGAACCGCUCAAGACCUACCCUCGUGAUCAGUACGAAUACAAGUUCGAUUCUCAUAGUUUACGACCUUUGUACAACCCUUUCUGGAAUCUCCCCUUCGUCCAAGCCUACGACCUCCAUAAGCCAUACAUGCUGCACGUGGUAUACUUGAGAAUCCUGAAACAGCUUAUGGAGUGGCUGGAGGACUUCCUGAAAGAACAUGGUCAUUUGGAUGAAUUCAACGCCAUAUGGACGCACAUGCCACUUCACCCUGGAUUUACCCCCACCGAUGAAGCGCUAUCAAGCAGCCAGUCAAUGGCAAAGGAAGGAGAUACAUAA